CACAUCCAGAGGGAGAAUCAUGGGAUACACAUCCCAUUUCUUUACAUCCGAUCUCUGGUUUUCGUAGUUUUCCUUGUUAAAUCACUUCGAUAUUGUGAUAUUUUUGUAGUGUAGUGAGUUGACAAGGUAUUUCUUGAUUCGGGACUGGACAACAUCCAUCAGAGGCACCAUGAUGGCAUCUACCCCCAGGCCUGAACUAAACUUUCUCAGCAAGAUUUUCACCCCCCGUAACCAACAGCAACCGCAGCAUCGAGAAGAAGAAGAGGCAGACGAUAACAAAACCGAAACCGACAUGGCAGAAGAUCCCGGACACAAAGCGAUGUUGUACUUUCUCGAGGUCCUCAUGAACAGCAACGGACCACUUUCGAUCAGCCAGAUGGCGGGAAGGUUCGGCAGUCGAACAUUCUCGCCGGAGAUGCGCACAGCUGCCGGGGGAAACGAGGCAGGACUUCGUAAAUUCCUUCUGAAGUAUCCAUCGUUGUUUCAAGUGAACGGCAACCUCAUCUCGUUAAACGACAGCGGUUCGGCACCAGCACCUGCUCUUUCUAAUUCGUCAUCGUCAUCAUCGCUGAAUUCAAAUACACCAACGACGCCGUCGCGGACAGUGACAGACCUUUCUCUCGAGACGGAGGCGGUACUCUUCUUCCAGAAUCGUCUCGCUAAGAAGGACGAGAAGUGGUGUCAGAUCAAGAGCUUGGCCGGCCAUCUUUCACAAGCUCCAGUCGAAGUCCGUAACAUUGUUGGUCCACAGAACGAGUUUAAGAAGUUUCUUCUCAAACACCCGCACGUUUUCGAAGUGCAGGGUGAGUUAGUCGGCCUUCGGGACAGCUUUUCUAGUGCCUCUUACAACACUAACCACCUGAGAAAGUCUGACUCUUUCAGUAAACCACCCGUGCGACCAAAGAAUCUCAAGUUUGCCCAGCGUUCCCAUAGCAACCCGAUUACUCCACUUCCAAAGACGCCAAACAUGACUCCUCUGGCUACUCCAACGACGCCCAGCACCAACAAACCGGGUCCCAUCACCAUGACAGCAAACGAAUACAAGGCCGUCAUGUACAUCAAGAGCAUCAUUGAGAAGAAGGGUAAGAUCAAACUGCACAACCUGACAGGUCACUUCAGUCAGGCCGUAGAGAGUGUCAGGAACACCAUCGGGUGGACAAAAACAGAACUAGAGGAGUUCUUAAUGAAGAACCAGAACAUGUUCACGAUCGACGAGGAAGAAUACGUUGGGAUUAAAAAAACACCAAAACUUCAUGUGAUAAUCACGGGGAGUCGCCCUCAAGGUCAGAGCGCACAGACUCUGACCAACCGUAGGGGCAAGAUAUUUCACGUCGCGAAACUCUGGGGGAUCAUUGACCUUGGCAAGCAUGAACAUGUAUUUUUCGACCGCUCAAUCUAUACUCAGCAGUGCGAGGAUUUACAACGUGAUUUUCAGAUUGGUGAGAUGUUGAACUUUAAUGCAGUUCUGGCACCGAAAGAUAGCCGUGCGAAAUGGAAAGCUACACAGAUCUGGCGUGACGGAGAGGUGCAUUCUGAUUCAGACCGAACUGUCACAUUUGGUGACAGCUAUAGCUCGGGUCCUGUGUCACCAUCGACAAGCAUCGAGGAAGAAAUCUCACGUCUGCUUCCGAACGAUUUUGAUCCUGCGGAGAUCAUGAAACAGUUAAAGGAUGACCCGUUUAAUGAUGCAACACCUUCUGGCACGGGCAGUGUACCAGUUUGGAACAACCGCUCAAACGAUCACUCACGCAUCCGCUCCACGUCUGACCUUCCCGAGAUCAGCCCGUCAAUCAGCAUGGUGCCGGAGAAUUACUUCAUGUACGCAUCUUCCAUGGAAGACGUCCAUAAGGCCCUUCCUGAUUACAUCCAGCUUCCAGAUCCGAGUGACGUUGUCAGCCCGAUCAAGCACAAGUCCUUUACUAACCAUAAGGAUGCUGCCCAGAAUGGGGAAACCAACGAACCUCGGUGCCGUGAUAUCGGCUGUCAGACGAUCUCAACCGGUGAGGUGUUGGCCACUCAGCUGUAUCAUGAGGGCUUCGGUAAAGACAAGGAGAAACCGGAUAAAGAUGCGGCCAACAGCGAUGGUGACAGUGAGAGUCAGUGAUCAUAGGUGUCGCUAGUGCAUUCAGUGGCUGCUGGGGGGCACCACUGGUGUGCUACCAGUUUUCAAGCUUUCGAGCUGAUUCUGUAGUUUUGCAGGCCUUCACAUUUUGAAUUCAACAAUAAGCAUGUUAGCUUAUUAUCAGCAUGGCAUCAUUACGCAUUGUCUUUAGGUAACCAUGGUAACGUUAGCUGGUACAGUUGCCAUGUUACAUCUUGGAACUUUCGAAAACAGGACAAAGCUUUGUUUUUCGCUUAAAGAGGUAUAUGGUACGGUGGCCACAGCAAGACGAGUCCUGUCUUUUCGUAUAUAUUCUGUGUAAGUGUGUAAACAAGUGAACGAGGAAGUUAAUCCAAUGUAUACAAGUGUAAAAUCUCAUUUUAAGUUGACCUUGUGACGACGAGAGCUGGUUUUUCGGGGGAGAUCUCCAUCUGUCCCACUCUAAUCUUCUUUGAAAAGAGAUUUCGUAAAGCCUUUUGAAUUCUGUAUUGUGGAGCUAAUAACAGAAUAUGUCAUUCUUAUGGGUGCUGGAGUUUUGGUGAAAGUACAGUGUAGGUGCUUAGGUAUGUAGGUUUCUAACUCUGUCUGGAGAUUGGAUGGUGCUGUUCAUUACAAUAUAAAAAUGCCUGGGGUUAGAAAUAGGCUGUGGAGUGUUUUUGAGUUUUUAAAGAUCGAAGUCAAAGAUAGAGAUGACACUGUUAUAGUUUGGCUUCUUCAAGUGAUAGUCAGUGUUGAAAGAUCUACUGUUGUUGUCACAAGGUCUUCUAUUCAAAACUAACCAUGUACAUAAACAUAUGAAAUGAUGCUAAUUUAUCAUGCAGUGUUUCACUGUAGAAAUGAAACCACAAAUGCAUGCACUGAUCUUAUAAGUUAUAUGAUGAAAUAUGAUGUACAAUUAUUCAAUCUGAAAAAGAUGUUUGUUCAUUGAGGCGAAGCUCUCGUUUCGAAGUAAGACAUUUUGAAAAGAGGCACGUCUUCUUUAAACACAGCUUAUCAAAGAAAUGCAUGGUUCUUUGAAAUGACGAGGAUAUGUUAUAAAAUAUGGUUUAUUUUAUCUUGCAUGAAUAGAAAGCAGUGGUAUAGUCUCAGCAGAUUUUGUAUUCGCCCCCUCCAAUUAUGUCAAAAUGGUAAAUAUGAACCGAAAAAAAUGAUAAAAAAUGAAAGGUUUUCCCACUGCAGUAUCACGAUAGUAUCCAAGCUGAGAUGCUGUUGGUUUUGAGAGAAAAUCAUUUCCACUACCCAAACUAGAAUCAGUGCUGUGGUGUACCUUUUCAGAAUCUUAAAAAAUUGAAAACAUUUUCCAUGUAGAGCUGGAGAUUAUCUGAUCUGAGUGGGGCCUACCCGUCAUUUUGCAUGGCUUUGCUUUCUAUAGGAGACAUUUUGAGAGUGAGGUUCAUCUCAAACUUGUACUGGUGGUGUUUGUUUGGACUGCGGGCUGAUCAUCCUUGGCUGGACCAACAUUUUCAUUCGCCACUUUUCUUUAGCAGGUAUUUGGGGGGGGGGGGGGGGGGGGUCUGGUCAGGAUUGACCAAUCAGAAAAUGCCUAAUAUGCUUGUUCAGCUCAGAAAGUAUGUGCCAUGGGGCUUACAAGGCAUCUGAUUCAUCAAUACCUGAGCAGACGUCCCUUGUGCUCGUUUGACAAAAGCCCCAAAUAAAAAAUUGCACUCUUGUUGUGUCCACCCAAAGUUGAGAAGUCUGUGCGUCCAAGACAAGUUGUGAGACGUGUUAGAGGAGGACACAACGUUUAUACGAGGGCGGGCAUCGUGGAGGAGACACUGUUUUCACCAUCUUCUUCUUGAGGUAUUUAAACUCCUCAGUAUCAAAGCCGUGUUGCAUUGGUGGAAGAUCGAGGUCAUGGGAGUUUUUAUGUGAGUAAUUAGCCGUACUUUGUCUUCAGUUGUCAAUCUGCAACCAGACCAGCCGUCGCUUGGCUCUGUGAAUGAAGCGUUUCUCCAUCAUGCCUGCUUUCGCCUUGCAUUUGUAAGGCACCAAUUUCAUCGACUUGGGACCAUUGGGAAAAUCUUGACACCUUUUCACAAGAUUUGAAUGUUCACUAAAAGGUGUUUGUCAGCUCCAGUUCAUAUGACGGUCAGACCACUCGAGAUCUGUGUUCUGUCAUGUCACAGUUUGUCUGGAGGCAGAUGUCAAGACUGUCAUCCCAAUGGUCCUGACGGGAACGGGUCUCGAAAAUCAUCCGAGGGAAAAGUCUAGUCAAUUCUACCAAAUGUUUCUUAUUUUCAAACUUUCAUUACAUGCUGUUACUCAGAUUUGGAAACGUAAGGUUCGGGAAUCCUAAACCUUGAAACAAUUAUUUUAUUUUUGGGUGAUUUUCUUAAUUUGUUCCCGGGAACUCAAUGUAAAUAGGAAACAGCCAGUUGUUUGCAAGUUCUUUUAACCCUUUUUGUGCUAAGACUGUUAUGUGGUGAAAUAUCCCAAAUUCAUAGCAAUGUUUGAAAACUGAGGGUGUUGACAUCACAGAAGAAAGUGAACAUCAUCCUCAACAGUUUGUAAUUCAUAUAUAUACACACAUAUUUUGUGUUUGACAAAAUGGGAUUUUUGAUAGCAACUGUAAAUCUUUUUGCACAGUUUAAGUGUGGCACAGCAGGGGUUAAGAUAAUGAUAAACAUCGGUUAGUUUCCUUGGCUCACCUGCCCUUUACCUCCGAGUAGGGGGAAGAGUAAGCGUGACCUUGGGAAGUGGUGUGACCUUCCCAAGGUCAGGGUCAAUGUACUGCUGGACAAUACAAUCGUGGAUGAUUCAGAUCAAGCUUGGUUUGCUCAAAUAUGGUAAAAUUCUAAAUUUAUAAACCUGUAUUCAAACCUGAGUGAUGCUCGAGGAGUUGGGUUAACAAGUUUUGAAGUUUCUUCUCAAAAUCACGUCAAGUCCUUGCGGCCUCGUGCCAUGAUGGACUUGGACGUUUUGAUGGAAAUGUGAAGGAAACUACCCUUGUGAAAAAUGCCCAGCAAUGUCUCCAAUCGAAUGCAGUUGCAAGUUGCGGCAUUCGCGGCUCGAGAUAUUCGUGAGUUUUAUCAAGUUUGGGUGAGUUUGAGUGUAUGAGUAUUACAAUGUCUUCCUCAGGGCGAUGUUCAGGAGUACAGGACUAGAUAUGAUGAGGUGUCCUCUGUCAGGUCCUGUACUCUUCUGGAACAGAAGCCUUGGCUAACAAAACCCUUGCUUCAACAAUCAUUCAGCUGUUGCAGUGACUUGAGAAGUCACUGCCAUGUCAUUUCCACCCAAAAGGUCCUUAACCCUGGUGGGGUUUAUGUUACAACAUGCGAAGCCAUUGUCACUAGAGCCAAAAUGUGACAGUCAGUGAUUGUUGAAUGAAGGGUUUUGCUGCAAUAGCUUGUCUGAGACAAAAACACUGGCCAAGAUGUUGGUGGUGUGUUUUUGGGACACGCUGUAUUGUAAGCUCCCUGAUUUGGUGAUCCAUGCACCACGGGGAACCAUAUGGCCAGAUGUGCUCUGUUCGACCUUAACCUUCUUUUCAAGGUCACAAAGGUCUGUAAGAUGGUGGCCUAAGUCCUUCUUUGUCUAAGGAGCUUUGAAUUGAUAGGUAGGCUACCCAUGGGGCAAACAAAAUUUAGGUCUGGUUUGCUCAGUUGAACAUUGUGUCACACAGUGAUGGCAUUAGUGACACAUCCAAAGUUGUUAAAGACAUCCAUCAGUAACUGAUGUUGAUACGUGUCGCUGGAAAUGGUCUUAUAGUCCCCGUGGUGAACAACGCUGUGGACUGGAUUCUACGGCUAGCAUCGCGUUGGCUUUGAAAUAUGGAGAUAUUUGGCUAAGGUGGCCUGGGUG
Lineus longissimus is the source of this 5902-nucleotide messenger RNA. RefSeq lists its product as uncharacterized. The coding region runs from base 170 to 2104 and encodes 644 amino acids. The transcript has 2 exons. The record is from RefSeq and is a predicted model, not a curated record. NCBI's taxonomy places the organism in Eukaryota, Metazoa, Nemertea, Pilidiophora, Heteronemertea, Lineidae.